UUGGCCAUUUUCGCCCAAAUAUUGCCACCCUGCUUACUCUGAUCUGAGUGAAAUAAGGAAGUUUUAUGGCAUUGCCAAAUCCCAAAACCAAAACAAGAGUUUGAGCGACAUAAACAAGAGAGCAUCGUCAAGCCAUCAAAUAUCUAACUGUUCACUCUUCGUCUUCUAACUUCUAACACUAACACGCUUUUAACAUGGGCAUAUUGCUUUCCCUCCUCUUCUUCAUUUCUCUCUUUCUCUUUCUCUUCCUUCUAUUCAAAUUCGUCACUGCUGAUGGGGAUUUCACUUUGGUAUCUAAAAAACAUGUAAAGCGUGAAGAGAUUGAAGAUAAGGUUGUUUGGAUUACUGGAGCUAGCCGUGGAAUUGGAGAGAUUCUUGCUAAGCAGCUUGCUAGAUUAGGCGCCAAGCUCAUUCUUUCGGCACGAAAUGAAGCUGAAUUGGAGCGAGUCAAGAGGCAGCUCACUGGUAAACAUGCACCUGAUGAAGUGAAGAUUUUACCAUUGGACCUGACGUCUGCGGAAGAUUCCCUCAAAGCAGUUGUGGAGAAAGCAGAAUCCAUUUUUCCUGGUUCUGGUGUUGAUUAUAUGAUCCAUAAUGCAGCUUUUGAGCGUCCUAAAACGUCAGCUUUGGAUGUCACUGAGGAUAGUGUUAAGGCAACAUUCACUGUAAAUGUUCUGGGGACAAUCUCUCUCACGCGGUUCCUGGUGCCUUUCAUGCUGAAGCGGGGGAAGGGUCAUUUUGUUGUGAUGAGCAGUGCUGCAGGAAAGACACCUGCACCAGGUCAGGCCGUAUACUCCGCUUCUAAAUAUGCUCUAAAUGGAUACUUUCACACCUUGCGCUCUGAGCUCUUCCAGAAAGGAAUUAAGGUGACUGUUGUCUGUCCUGGGCCGAUAGAAACGUCAAAUAAUUCUGGAGUAAAAACUUCAGAAAACAAGGGUUCUCCUGAGAAGCGUGUGUCGUCAGAACGUUGCGCUGAGCUGACUAUUGUUGCUGCCUCCCAUGGUCUAAAGGAAGUUUGGAUAUCAAAUCAGCCUGUGCUUGCUGUUAUGUAUUUGGUGCAGUAUAUGCCUACCAUUGGCUAUUGGCUCAUGGACAAGAUCGGUGGAAAUCGAGUAGAAGCUGCUGCACAGAAGGGGAACACAUAUUCAUUGAGCUUACUGUUUGGGAAAAAGAAGGCAGCAUAGAAAGCUUGUCUACCAUCUAUUAGAUAGUCAACUAACGCAAGCGCUACCGUAAUUUGUGUAAUUCAUGUAUAAACACAAACUAUAUAUGGCCAGGUACUUUUAUGUAAGAACACAGAAAAAAUUCCAAAAGAGACAGAUGGUUUUGAAGGUGGUA
Messenger RNA from Quercus robur (English oak), 1338 nucleotides. RefSeq lists its product as uncharacterized. The coding region runs from base 195 to 1184 and encodes 329 amino acids. The transcript is spliced from 12 exons. Gene Ontology annotation, cellular component: membrane. Gene Ontology annotation, molecular function: oxidoreductase activity. The record is from RefSeq and is a predicted model, not a curated record. NCBI's taxonomy places the organism in Eukaryota, Viridiplantae, Streptophyta, Magnoliopsida, Fagales, Fagaceae.